Dermacentor silvarum is the source of this 818-nucleotide messenger RNA. RefSeq lists its product as uncharacterized. Gene Ontology annotation, biological process: symbiont-mediated perturbation of host defenses. The record is from RefSeq and is a predicted model, not a curated record. Lineage: Eukaryota; Metazoa; Arthropoda; Arachnida; Ixodida; Ixodidae. The transcript has 5 exons. The coding region runs from base 97 to 726 and encodes 209 amino acids. Gene Ontology annotation, molecular function: amine binding.
UUGUGAAGAAGCAACUUUCUGGUGGUCUUUCUUGGCGUUUAGAAGGGAUCUUCUGCGGAGCCACAUCUUUCCGUCCGACUCUGACCACAGACUACGAUGACGACGCGUAAAAGUAUUUUGCUCGCAACUGCUGCCGUUUACGCUUUUUGCUUUUGUCCCAACCUUACACACGCACAGUAUUACCCAGAAUUGCGAUUUGAUCUACAGAAGUAUCAAGAUCCAAUGGCGUGCCCAGCGAGAGCCGGCGAAUGGCACAUGGUGUACAGAAAUUAUCCGUACGAUCCAUUCUACGGCGGAGUGGCGAAAUGUGUCAGUUUCCAGAGACUCGGACCUGUCAAAGAUUUCACAUUUCCGGCGAAGUUCUCAUGGCGCAGUGACGGAGCUGGAACUCAGUCAGUAGUCGGCACUUAUGUUUUCAGUUCGACGCCUGGGUACACAGCCAGAAAUUUGCACACUUUCCUUCCUAAGAAUGCACCAUUUGCUUGGCAGAAGCAUACGCUUUAUGUUGACUGCGGCAACUGCUACAUCAGUCGCCAUCAUUAUGCCGGAAACGGCUGCACGUUGUGGCGACGUGCACGUAACGUCCCCGGUAAAGGCACCGACCACUGUGACUUUAUCUUCGACCUAGUCUGCGGGUCGUUUCCGAAGUAUGUAGUGUAUGAGCCGUCGUGUCCAGUUGACCUUGGCCCAGGCCCAGAGAAAGCUCUCGAAGUGACCAGUGGCUGACGAGUUACUUUCGACAUCCCGGAUGCCAGCUGUCUGCAUGACCACUGAAAUAAAGCAUAAGCUGGUUUCCCACAUUCCUCGGAAACUACUGA